AUGGCCUCUGCAGACAAGAAUGGCGGGAGCAUCUCAUCCUCCAACAGCCGCCUGCAGAGCCGGAAGCCCCCCAACCUGUCCAUCACCAUCCCACCACCUGAGAACCAGGGCGCGGGCGAGCAGGAGUGCAUGCUGCCUGAGAGGACCAAGAACCCUGCCUACUUGAAGAGCAUCAGCCUGCAGGAGCCCCGGGGACGAUGGACUGAGAGCAGCUCCGAGAAGCGCCCUGGCUUCCGCCGCCAGGCCUCCCUGUCACAGAGCAUCCGCAAAGGCACGGCCCAGUGGUUCGGGGUCAGCGGUGACUGGGAGGGGAAGCGGCAGAACUGGCAGCGCCGGAGCCUGCACCACUGCAGCGUGCGCUACGGCAAGCUGAAGGCCUCAUGCCAGCGCGACCUGGAGCUGCCCAGCCAGGAGGUGCCUUCCUUCCAGGGCAUCGAGUCGCCAAAGCCCUGCAAGAUGCCCAAGAUCGUGGACCCGCUGGCCCGGGGCCGGGCUUUCCGCCAUCCGGACGAAGUGGACCGGCCCCACGCCCCACACCCGCCGCUGACCCCGGGCGUCUUGUCCCUCACCUCCUUCACCAGUGUCCGCUCUGGCUAUUCCCACCUACCCCGCCGCAAGAGGAUGUCUGUGGCUCACAUGAGCUUCCAGGCUGCUGCCGCCCUCCUGAAGGGACGUUCGGUGUUGGAUGUGGCUGGACAGCCACGCCGUGUGUUCAAGCCCAGCUUCGCCUACCCCAGCUUCCUUGACGAGGACGUGGUCGAUGGGGCGGACACCUUUGACUCCUCAUUUUUUAGUAAGGAAGAAAUGAGCUCCAUGCCCGAUGAUGUGUUUGAGUCUCCCCCGCUCUCCGCCAGCAACUUCCGAGGGGUUCCUCACUCAGCCUCGCCGGUCUCCCCUGAGGGGGUACAGGUCCCGCUGAAGGACUAUGGCCGUGCCCUGGCCCCAACGGCCAAGCGUGGCAAGCGCAUCGCCUCCAAGGUGAAGCACUUCGCCUUUGACCGCAAGAAGCGGCUCUACGGCCUGGGCGUGGUGGGCAACUGGCUGAACCGCAGUUAUCGCCGCAGCAUCAGCAGCACCGUGCAGAGGCAGCUGGAGAGCUUCGACAGCCACCGGCCCUACUUCACCUACUGGCUGACCUUCGUCCACGUAAUCAUCACAUUGCUGGUGAUCUGCACGUACGGCAUCGCCCCCGUGGGCUUCGCCCAGCACGUCACCACCCAACUGGUCCUGCGGAACAAAGGUGUCUAUGAGAGCGUCAAGUACAUCCAGCAGGAGAACUUCUGGAUCGGCCCCAGCUCGAUCGACUUGAUCCACCUGGGCGCCAAGUUCUCGCCCUGCAUCCGGAAGGACCAGCAGAUCGAGCAGCUGGUGCGGCGGGAGCGGGAGCUGGAGCAGGACUCUGGCUGCUGCGUCCAGAAUGACCACUCGGGCUGCAUCCAGACCCAGCGCAAGGACUGCUCAGAGACUCUGGCCACGUUUGUCAAAUGGCAGGAUGACACUGGGCCCCCCAUGGACAAGUCUGAGCAGGGCCAGAAACGGACAUCGGGAGCAGUGUGUCACCAGGAUCCCAGGACCUGUGAGGAGCCGGCCUCCAGUGGUGCUCACAUCUGGCCGGAUGACAUCACCAAGUGGCCGAUCUGCACGGAGCAGGCCAGGAGCAAUCACACAGGUUUCCUGCACAUGGACUGUCAGAUCAAGGGCCGGCCCUGCUGCAUUGGCACCAAGGGCAGCUGUGAGAUCACUACCCGAGAGUACUGUGAGUUCAUGCACGGAUACUUCCACGAGGAAGCCACGCUCUGUUCGCAGGUGCACUGCUUGGACAAGGUGUGCGGCCUGCUACCCUUCCUCAACCCCGAGGUCCCUGACCAGUUCUACCGCCUCUGGCUGUCUCUGUUCCUGCAUGCCGGCGUGGUGCACUGCCUGGUGUCUGUCGUCUUCCAAAUGACCAUCCUGAGGGACCUGGAGAAGCUGGCCGGCUGGCACCGCAUCGCCAUCAUCUUCAUCCUCAGUGGAAUUACAGGCAACCUGGCCAGCACCAUCUUCCUGCCGUACCGCGCAGAGGUGGGCCCGGCCGGCUCGCAGUUCGGCCUCCUGGCCUGCCUCUUCGUGGAGCUCUUCCAAAGCUGGCAGCUGCUGGAGCGGCCGUGGAAGGCCUUCCUCAACCUGUCGGCCAUCGUGCUCUUCCUGUUCGUGUGCGGCCUGCUGCCCUGGAUCGACAACAUCGCCCACAUCUUCGGUUUCCUCAGCGGCCUGCUGCUGGCCUUCGCCUUCCUGCCCUACAUCACCUUCGGCACCAGCGACAAGUACCGCAAGCGCGCGCUCAUCCUGGUGUCGCUGCUGGUCUUCGCCGGCCUCUUCGCCUCGCUGGUCAUCUGGCUCUACGUCUACCCCAUCAACUGGCCCUGGGUCGAGUACCUCACCUGCUUCCCUUUCACCAGCCGCUUCUGCGAGAAGUACGAGCUGGACCAGGUGCUGCACUGACC
This is a messenger RNA of Elephantulus edwardii (Cape elephant shrew), 2483 nucleotides long. RefSeq names its product rhomboid 5 homolog 2 (Drosophila) (gene RHBDF2). Gene Ontology annotation, molecular function: serine-type endopeptidase activity. The coding region runs from base 1 to 2481 and encodes 826 amino acids. NCBI's taxonomy places the organism in Eukaryota, Metazoa, Chordata, Mammalia, Macroscelidea, Macroscelididae. The transcript has 17 exons. The record is from RefSeq and is a predicted model, not a curated record. Gene Ontology annotation, cellular component: endoplasmic reticulum membrane. Gene Ontology annotation, biological process: regulation of epidermal growth factor receptor signaling pathway; regulation of protein secretion.